AUUAAGUUAAACGACAAAAAAACGUCAAUUAUUAUUUUAUAAAUUUUCAGUGAAUAGUAACAAAUUUUUACGUAUUUUUUUCCAAAUGAAUCGAAAUUAUUGUAUUUCAAACUUUAAAAAUGAAAACUUAACAGACUAUAAUCGAGUUUCGAAGGUCUCGGCAUUAUUCGAUAGUCAACCAGAAUUAUUGUAUAAAAAUCCAUACAUAAAUUUUCUCAGAGAAUUUCGUAUAAGACAUUUAGAUUUGAAUAUUCCCGAAUUAUAUCAUGAAGCUGCUAAUGCAUGGAUACAACUUUCCAAAAAAGAAAAGUUGGGUUUUCGAUGUUUAGAUAUUAUAAAAGAUAUAAAACAACGAAGAGCAAUGAAACGAAGAUUCGAAGUAGUUAAGAAGUGGCGUAAGCCUAAAAAGAAAAUAUUUAAUCCCCGUCGAAUAAUGCGAAGGAAGAAAAAAGAGAUUAUUCCAAUAACAAAAAUUAGAGGUCGACGACAACGUCGUCAAACUAAAACGGCUGAAAAAUUGAACAAAGAAAAGAGGAGAGUUAAAAAGCCUUCGAAAAAUAUCCAAAGAGUUGAAAGAAUGUUAAAUAGAUUAAAAAUGAUAAAUAAUACAGCAAAGACGGGAAGAAGACCCCGGAGAAGCGUAAGAAGAAGCCCACGAUUACGACGGCUAAGGAGGCAAAUCAAACGUCGAAAAUAGUAGUUAUAUAAGACCACUUCAGGUCUUAUCACUGUCAUUACUUUAGUAAAUAUGUCAAAUAGUAAAUAAGAGUAUUCGUCCCGAAAAUCAA
Molecule: messenger RNA, 788 nt
Organism: Eupeodes corollae
Lineage: Eukaryota; Metazoa; Arthropoda; Insecta; Diptera; Syrphidae
Exons: 2
Coding region: 86-697 (203 amino acids)
Biological process (GO): spermatogenesis; sperm DNA condensation
Source: RefSeq, a predicted model, not a curated record